CUCUCUCUCUCUCUUGCCCUAAAAGCCCUAAAAGCCCCAAUCUCUCAUGAGAGCUCUCUUUCUCUCUUUAUCCAUUAUUGUGCUACCCCCAUCUCUCAAGCUCUUAUUCCCUCUCCCCCCUCUCUCAAUUUCUCGAGUGGUGCGGCAUGGUGGGUUUAGAGACGCCGGAAUCAAGUGGGGGUGCAGAUGAUCGUCCUGGGGUUUCUCAUCCUUUUGUAAAAUGUUCACUUGUAAGGGGUCAUUUGGAUGCAUGUAAAGUCCUUAAGUUGUAACAGGAUUACAAGUACCGAAGUCUUAUUGAGAGAGCUCUUAAAGCAAGGCUUGUGUACGGAAGUCGUCAUAUGAACCAAGCUGCUAGUUUUGAAUACAUGAAUCCUCAGUUGGUGUGGAAUGAUUCUCGCCUCUCGUUCAUGAUGGCAAAUGGUACUCUAGUUCAGGUUCUUAUUCAUACGGAUGUUACAAAGUACCUAAGCUUCAAAGUUGUGGACAGGGGCUAUGUCUUUAAUAAAGGAAAGGUUCACAAGGUUCUAGCAGCAGACAUAGAGGCCCUCAAAUCUCCAUUGAUGUGCUUAUUUGAAAAGUGUUGUCCUCAUAAGUUCUUCAUCUAUGUCCAAAAUUAUGUAGAAAAUGACCCCAAGACACAUGAAGGGCUGGACCUUACAAGAGUGACGACUAGAGAACUUAUUGCGCAUGUUCCUGAUCUUUCACUUGCAUAUACAAAAUUAUUUCAUAUUGAGAAUACUUUGUUAUAAUAAUGGAAGUAUCUACUAUUAAGUUUUGAUUUAUGUGCCUUGAAUUGAACAACUCACAUUCUCACAUGGAUUUUUAAAGUUCAAACCAGUCUGUAUGAUUUUUUCAUGAGGCCAAUCCACUACAAAGCACUUUAGGUUAAACUUAACCUACUAUGCAAUGUGUGGAACCCCAUUGUAAUGUGUGCAUGACAUCCAUUAGUGCAUCAUGUGUGCCCCUUCAUGUUCUCCUUGGCUCUCAAAAAUAGGCUGAUCCAAAAGUCAAGUGGACCGUACCGUGUAAAAUCAUGCUUAAAACAUAAACAAUCACAUGGUGUGGCCCACCUUAGCUUUGGAAUAGCCUGAUGUUUGGGGUGUCCACUCAUCUCAUUGGUGCAUCCUCUGAAAUAUACAAAAACCUGCGGACCCCACAUGCAAUCUGGAAAGCUUCUAAUGGCCAGGGUUGGUGUGGGCUCUUUCGUUUUAAUCGGCCUUAUUUUUUAGCUGGCCUAAUAAUUUUUGUUCAAUAUUCGACAUUCAUUCUUUUUGCAUUAUUAGAUGCUGGUAGUACUGUUUUUCUUGAAGUGAAGUUUCUGCAAGUAUCACCCUAAGCUAUAUGAAUGAAUGUAUCAUAUGAAGAGAAGUUUCUGCAAGCAUUACCCUAAGCUAUUUGUUGUGUUUGUAGGCUUAUGUGAUUGACAACCUAAUCAUUUCUACACAAGCCUACCUCUUUGCUCCUUCAUUUGUGGAUAUUUACAAAGCCAUGGACUUCAUUCAUAAUAAGUGACUUGUUCUAAUGCACAGGUAUGCAUGUACAAGUCCUUUAGCCCCAUUGAGAUGUUAGCUUUUCAUGGUGCUAGUUCUUAUCAUUUUAAUAUAAGGAUUAGUCAUAUAUUUCAGCCCAUGAUCAAGGGCAUAAUGUUGUUGCUCUAACUGUUCGCUUAUUUGAUAUCUACAUAUGGCGUGUUUGUUCUUAGACAGACACACAAGUGGCACGUGAACUGACUCACUAAGUUGUUCCAUUGUUGAUAUAUCAUCAUGCAGGAGCUAGACACUUAGAAAUGGUCAUAAUACUACUACUCCUCCAUGUUUUGUGAUUGCUUGGCUUCUAUUUAUAUAUAUUAUGGAUUGUGUUUCUCCCGAGUCAAGAAAACCAUUUCUAUUGAUAUAUUAUCUACAUGAUUGUUGUGGCCACAACAUUUCUUUUGUGGUAUUUUCCUUAGACUAUAAUCAGAAUUGCACAUGUGUCAUUUAAACCCUUGAUCUUUUUCUUUUAAUAAGUUGUUCCUUCAGUAAUUUAUUUAAUUCCA
Molecule: messenger RNA, 2038 nt
Organism: Magnolia sinica
Lineage: Eukaryota; Viridiplantae; Streptophyta; Magnoliopsida; Magnoliales; Magnoliaceae
Product: guanosine nucleotide diphosphate dissociation inhibitor At5g09550-like
Exons: 4
Coding region: 342-752 (136 amino acids)
Biological process (GO): vesicle-mediated transport; small GTPase-mediated signal transduction
Cellular component (GO): cytoplasm
Molecular function (GO): Rab GDP-dissociation inhibitor activity
Source: RefSeq, a predicted model, not a curated record